AGCUGGCAGCCGGAAGCUGGGAUCAGCUGAUGGAGGAAGAGCUGAAAAAAAAGGUGAGCCAUCUUCCCCCGGCAGACGGAUACGGAGCGAAAGCUUUCACAAAAGACACAACAGAAAAUAAGCAGGAGGUCGUGUCAUUCGAAGGUGACAGACGGGUUUUAAAAGGCGAGGACAACCAGAGGAAACCGUGAAGGAAUUUGGAAGGAGCAGUUCUGACGGAGAAAUAUACCAGCUGUUAACGUUCGACACAAAAAUCUCUAACAGCGUUAACAAAGACUGAGAAGCAAAAAAUGGAUUAAUAUCGGAAUAUGGAUCAGAUGUAACCGUGUUGUUUUAGGAGAGCGGCUGCAUGAAGGGGCUUCCGGUCGGUGCAGGGCAGAGUGUGCAGCAGAACCGUGGGCUGUAAACAAACAGCUAGCUAGCUUUAGUUAGCCGACCGCUGGGUUAGCAUUCAGCUGCUAACGUACACAGCUAAGCUACGGGGUCAGGGCUGAAGUGAAGAAAACCCAGAGAAACAGAAACAAACUGCUGCAAACUACAUGUAGGAUCACUGUAGCUGUCUUUGGGGGGUGGCGUUUGUUUGUGCGAUCCAUGUUUCCAUUUCUCAGCGUGAAAUGUCGUUCGAGCUAACGCGGUACAGUUAUUUUUCUUUAGCUGCCUAGUAACACAGCUGCGGACUACUGCAUAGCGUUAGGCUGUUCUGAACCUAAAUACCCCAUAUGUCUAAGUUACCGGUCAUGACACCGCUGGCUGACACAAACCGGCUUGUCUUCUGUUAGCAUAGCGCAGCUGAUUGGCUGAAUAGAGGGGAUGAAGGAAAACAACUUUCUGGUUCCAUUAGAAUGGAGUUCUAGCUUUAUUCCUGCUGGGGGAUUGAAAGGCUCCCUUAAAAGUAAGAGAUCACUCCUGGGGAGUGUGAACUGGCAUUGUUGAGGCAGCAGCUGUCUGUGCACUAAACCCCAAUAAUACCUUUAUUGUCCCCACUGUGGGACAAUAAAGGUACCUCUAUUCUUCCCGGAGUGCAAUGAACCUAGGUCUUUAUAAAGUGACUCUUUAGUUUACUUACUGAUAGAUUGUGAGUGUGGUUUGUUGUUAUUCUAAAUACAUUUUAGUUUAGCAGAUUGAGCACAACAUCCCCAGCUUUGUGUUAUGUAGCUGUGUUCUGGGCCCAUUGGUGACCUCUCAGGCUGUGCUUUGGUAGCUAGUGGGGCUCCUUCACGGGUUUGAAGCUGCGUGUGGGUCACUGUUCUCUGGAUUUCCCAGCGCAGCGUAACGCUACAUCCAUCUACGUUCUAAAGCAUUCAGGAAGGUUGAUGUAAUGGAACUGAUGUUUGCUGAGUGGGAGGAUGGGGAGAGGUUCUCCUUCGAAGACUCGGACAGGUUUGAAGAAGACUCCCUGUGCUCCUUCAUCUCUGAGGCCGAGAGCCUCUGUCAGAACUGGAGAGGAUGGAGAAAACAGUCUGCUGGGCCCAACUCCCCGACUGUCAAGAUUAAAGAUGGCCAGGUGACUCCCCUUGUUGAGUUAUCAGCAAAGCAGGUGGCUUUUCACAUCCCAUUCGAGGUAGUGGAGAAGGUCUACCCCCCAGUCCCAGAACAGCUCCAGCUUCGUAUUGCCUUCUGGAGCUUCCCAGAGAAUGAGGAGGACAUCAGGUUGUAUUCCUGUCUGGCUAAUGGCAGUCCAGAUGAAUUCCAGCGUGGAGAGCAGCUGUACAGGAUCAGAGCCGUCAAAGACCCCCUUCAGAUCGGCUUCCAUCUCAGUGCUACUGUAGUGUCCAGUCAGUCUGGUCAGUCUAAAGCAGCCUACAAUGUGGCAGUCAUGUUUGAUCGCUGCCGCAUCACUUCCUGCAGCUGUACCUGUGGCGCUGGGGCAAAAUGGUGCGCCCAUGUAGUCGCUCUCUGCCUGUUCCGAAUCCACAAUGCAUCAGCAGUUUGUCUGAGGGCGCCAGUUUCUGAGUCUUUAUCCAGGCUGCAGAGGGACCAGCUCCAAAAGUUUGCCCAGUACCUCAUUAGUGAGCUGCCUCAACAGAUCCUGCCUACAGCCCAGCGGCUGCUGGAUGAAUUGCUGUCUUCUCAGUCUACAGCCAUCAACACUGUGUGUGGAGCUCCAGAUCCGACAGCAGGCCCUUCAGCAUCUGAUCAGAGCACCUGGUAUCUGGAUGAGUCAACCCUCAGCGAUAACAUUAAAAAGACUUUGCACAAGUUCUGUGGGCCCUCUCCUGUUGUCUUCAGUGAUGUAAACUCGAUGUACCUAUCCUCUACUGAGCCACCGGCCGCAGCUGAGUGGGCAUGUUUGCUGCGUCCUCUGAGGGGCCGAGAGCCUGAAGGCAUCUGGAACCUUCUGUCCAUCGUCAGGGAGAUGUUUAAGAGGCGAGACAGCAACGCUGCCCCACUGCUGGAGAUCCUAACUGAACAGUGCCUUACCUAUGAGCAGAUCAUCAGCUGGUGGUACAGUGUCAGAACCUCGGCAUCCCACAGCAGUGCCAGCGGUCACACCGGGCGCAGUAACGGCCAGUCAGAGGUGGCAGCGCACGCCUGUGCCAGCAUGUGUGAUGAGAUGGUUGUUCUGUGGAGGUUGGCUGUGCUCGACCCCACUAUGAGCCCCAGCAGGCGGUUGGAACUGGCGAGCCAGCUGAAGCAGUGGCAUCUGAAAGUUAUAGAGAUUGUGAAACGAGGACAACAUCGAAAGUCACUGGAUAAACUUUUUCAGGGCUUCAAACCUGCUGUGGAAUCCUGUUAUUUCAACUGGGAGGUGGCCUAUCCACUUGAAGGCAUCACCUACUGCUGUGCUGAUAAGAAGAACAGCACGUUCUGUUGGCCCAGGGCUAUGCAGUUCCAGAGGGGAGUCAAAGCUACUGCUGGAGUGGCUGGCGAGCCUUCUGAAUCCGGAGCAGGGAGCAAAGCUGAUGGUGGAGUUGUGAUGGAUUAUAAAGGAAGGGGUAAUGGCCACCUAUCGCAGCAGGAGGUGGCUGUGCGACCAAAGGAGACAAUUCUGAGCAAACGGAAGGGUUUGUCCUUAAGUGGAGGAGGAGGAAUGCUGGUCCGGCUGGGAGGGAGUGUCUCCCUGUCUUUAGAAGAUGGUGGAGGGAAGUGCAUGUAUAAAGGAGCGGCUUCCGCCUCUGGUGGCAAACUAAAACUGACACCGGGGGGAGGGAAGGUUCCACCUGCAGGGGGUCCUGGGGGAAACGGAGGAAUAGGAAGCAGUAAGCAUGGCAGUGCGAAGCGGAGAACCAGCAGUGAGGACAGCUCUUUAGAACCAGACCUGGCUGAUCUCAGUCUGGAUGACAGCUGCAAUCUGGCUUUGGGGGCAGAGGCCUGUAACACUUUUGAGUUUCUCCCUGCGCCAUCAGAGGUGCUGCCCUCUCCAAGUCCACUGCUCCGAGACUCGCCCAAAUACAGCAGAGGCAGUGGAGGGAGCAAGGGUUUUGAAAUGAAGCACGUUAGUCAUGUCCCAGCUGCACUGCCUGCUGCAGAGUCUGCUCCGGCCUGUUUCACUUCCAAAGAAAACCUGGAUGUGGCUGUGGAUAGUGCAGAAAGGGAAGGUGAGGUGGACCCCGAAGCUGUCCCCAGCAGAAAUAAAGAAAUGUGUAGCAGUGAGCAACUUCCCAGCUCCACAAUGGCAGCAGCAUCUGGCAGCCCUCAGGCUUCUGCCAAGUCACCGUGGGGCAACGGGGAGGCAGAAACCACUGGAGCAGCUAACCAGGGUGGUGAGGUCAUAGGUGGAGCUUCUGAAGGAGAAGCUUUGGCUGAAGAUGACUAUCAGGCGUACUACCUGAGUGCUGCGUCAGAGGAGGGAGCAGACAAACAGCUGGCCGACAGCCACCAGGAAGAAGAACCAGACAUCUUCGCAGGAAUCAAACCGCUCGAGCAGGCUGGACGCAUGGAGGUGCUGUUUGCAUGUGCUGAAGCCCUCUAUGCUCAUGGCUACAGUAAUGAGGCAUGUCAGCUAGCUGUGGAGCUGGCCAGAGACUUGUUGGCCAACCCUCCAGACCUGAAAGUGGAGCAGCCCCAGACUAAGGGUAAGAAGAGCAAGGUGUCCACCAGCCGUCAGACACAGGUGGCCACCAACACGCUGUCCAAAGCGGCCUUCCUCCUCACGGUUCUCAGCGAGAGAGUUGAGCUCCACAACCUGGCUUUUAGCACGGGGAUGUUCUCCCUGGAACUGCAGAGACCACCUGCAUCUACUAAAGCCCUGGAGGUGAAGCUGGCGUACCAGGAGUCUGAGGUGGUGGCGCUGUUGAAGAAGAUCCCCCUGGGCCUGGUGGAGAUGUCAGCCAUCAGAGAGCGAGCCGAGCAGCUUAGGGAUGGAAACCUCUGUGAUUACAGACCGGUGCUGCCUCUAAUGUUGGCUAGUUUCAUAUUCGAUGUCCUCUGCACCCCAGUUGUGUCCCCCACUGGUUCCCGUCCACCCAGCCGCAACCGAAACAACGAGAUGCCCGGGGACGAGGAGUUGGGCUUUGAGGCAGCUGUAGCUGCACUUGGUAUGAAGACGACAGUCAGCGAGGCAGAGCAUCCUUUGCUGUGUGAAGGAACUCGCCGGGUAAAGGGUGACCUGGCUUUAGCUCUCAUGAUCACCUAUAAGGAUGACCAAAGCAAACUCAAGAAGAUUCUGGAUAAACUGUUGGACAGGGAGAGCCAGACCCAUAAACCUCAGACCCUGAGCUCUUUCUACUCGAGCAAGCCGGCAGCAGGCAGUCAGCGUAGCCCAUCCAAACAUACUUCCGGGAGCCACAGUGGGAUGGGAGGUGCCACUGGGGGCGUCAACAAACAUGCCUUGUCAUCAUCCUCAUCCAACGCCGUGGCUGCAUCUUCUUCCAGCUCUUCCUCUGCUGUGCCACUGGCUGGGGAGGAGGUGACUACGCAGGUAGAACUCAGCCUGCUGCAGAACAGCACAGCUGGGGAGAGCGCUGCUGAGACCAAGGAGCAUGUUUCAGAUGGAGCACAGUUAUCAAGUGAGCAACAAAAUGAAACGGCAUCCUUAAAACUGGAGUCCACUGUGCCCAGUCGACUGACCCUAGGGGGGCGCUGUGGAUACAGCCAACGCUGCUGGGGCUCGCCUGUCCGCCAGAAGAAGAAACACACUGGCAUGGCGAGCAUAGACAGCAGCGCUCCUGAGACGACCUCAGACAGCUCCCCCACCCUCAGUCGGAGACCGCUCCGCGGUGGCUGGGCUUCAGCGUCUUGGGCGAGGGGCCAGGACAGUGACAGCAUCAGCAGUUCGUCGUCGGAUUCGCUCGGCUCCUCCUCCUCCAGUGGUUCUCGCAGGGCAGGUGGGGGGGCCAGGGCCAAAAGCACAGACACCAGCAGGUAUAAGGGACGCCGUCUGGAGUGUCAUGCACCCCAUGUGCCAAAUCAGCCAUCAGAGGCAGCGGCCCAUUUUUACUUUGAGCUGGCUAAAACUGUGCUGAUCAAAGCUGGAGGGAACUCCUCCACCUCCAUUUUCACCCAGCCCUCAGCCAGUGGGGGCCACCAGGGGCCACACAGAAACCUGCAUCUCUGUGCCUUUGAGAUUGGCCUGUAUGCUCUUGGCCUCCACAAUUUUGUUUCACCCAACUGGUUGUCAAGAACCUAUUCGUCACACGUUUCCUGGAUCACGGGCCAAGCCAUGGAGAUUGGCAGCGCAGCCCUGAAUAUUCUGGUUGAAUGCUGGGAUGGCCACCUCACUCCACCAGAGGUGGCAUCCCUGGCUGACCGAGCGUCCCGGGCCAGAGACCCAAACAUGGUUCGAGCGGCCGCAGAGCUGGCCCUCAGCUGCCUGCCUCAUGCCCACGCCCUCAAUCCUAAUGAGAUCCAGAGAGCCUUGGUUCAGUGUAAAGAGCAGGACAACGUAAUGCUGGAAAAGGCCUGCAUGGCAGUAGAAGAGGCAGCGAAGGGCGGAGGCGUGUAUCCUGAGGUUCUGUUUGAGGUGGCUCAUCAGUGGUACUGGCUUUACGAGCAGUCAGUGGGCGGGGGCGCAGGCCAACAGCGGGAGCCCCCAGGCCGCUGCGGGGCCAAUGGGAGCUCUGGCCGGAGGCUCCCUGAUUCCACCGGGGGCAUGCUUGACGGUGGAGCCAACUUGGAGUCCUCUGGGGUGGGAGCCGUCACAGCUUCAGUCACUGCGGCAGCCAUAGUGCCCGUCAUCUCUGUGGGCUCCACCAUUUACCAGUCUCAUGCCAUUCCUGGCCAGGCCAUGUCCCAUCCCCACAGCCAAGGACUCCACCCCUACACCACCAUCCAGGCCCACCUCCCCUCUGUCUGCACCCCACAGUACCUGGGGCACCCUCUUCAGCACGUUUCUCGGCCUGCCGUCUUCCCUGUGUCUGGGGCUUCAUAUCCACAGGGGAUGCAUCCAGCUUUUAUUGGUGCCCAGUACCCCUUCUCAAUGGCUCCCGGCCCCCAGCCCUCUCUGUCAGCCGCAGCUGUCACCUUCCCAGCUGUUCCAGUGCCGUCCAUGACUCAGAUCGCCGUCCACCCCUACCACACUGAGACCGGCCUGCCCCUGAGCACCACCGUGGCAGUGGGCAGCGUCCACACUGGCCCCACCAUACAGGCCAUCCAGGGGGCAGCACUGCCCGCUGUCUCCUCCCAGCCUGCUCCGUUGGUGAGCGCCCCCUUCACAGCAGAAGAGGAGCAGCACAGCCAGCCAAUCAGCCAGCAGGGUCUGCACUACCUGCAUUCAGCCUACAGAGUUGGCAUGCUGGCGCUGGAGAUGCUGGGCAGGAGGGCUCACAAUGACCAUCCCAACAACUUCUCCAGAAGUCCACCAUACACAGAAGAUGUCAAGUGGUUGCUGGGAUUAGCUGCACGGCUAGGAGUCAACUACGUGUACCAGUUCUGUGUUGGAGCAGCCAAAGGAGUCCUCAGUCCGUUCGUCCUGCAGGAGAUCAUCAUGGAGGCUCUGCAGAGGCUGAAUCCGGCUCACAUCCACGCCCACCUCCGAACCCCUGCUUUCCACCAGCUGGUGCAGCGCUGCCAGCAGGCCUACCUACAGUACAUCCAUCACCGGCUCAUCCAUCUGACGCCUGCUGACUACGACGACUUUGUCAACAUCAUCCGCAGUGCUCGAGGGGCUUUCUGCCUCACGCCAGUCGGGAUGAUGCAGUUUAAUGACGUGCUGCAGAAUCUCAAGAGAGGCAAGCAAACCAAGGAGCUGUGGCAGCGCAUCUCACUUGAGAUGGCGACGUUCUCGCCAUAGACAGCUCACUGAAGGAUAGCACACCGCCUCCAGCUUUACUACUGCCACCGUACUGAGCCAGGCAUAUCUACACUGCUCCGCUCUGUCAGGGGCCCUUCUCUCCCUCCUGUGUGGACUCGGCUAAAAGUCUGUUUGAUCAGCCCUGUAUCUCUAAUCAACGGAUUUCCAGUUUUUGUGUCAGUCCACUCGGAUCUCAGUGGAGAAACCCGGUCAUCGUCUUUUCCUCGCACACUUGGUCUGCAACCAUUUAUCUGUGUUUAACUGUGAGCCAUUGUGUACUCCACUCUUUUUCUUUGACUCACCUAGAUCUCUUGAUCUUGUCUCCAUUUCUAGUGUUUUAAUGUUUUCCCCUUAGUUUAGUUUGGAUUAAAACAUUUAGUGGGGUUCUUUGCCAUGCUGCAACAUUCCAGUCCAGAGUGGGUGGUCAUGAAAAGAUUGGCCUGUUACUGUCAGGCUGAACCUUUUGCAGCGUGGGACAAUAAGAAGUAAAACAAAGUCUUUGUUGUGAGGAUGUUUUAGUAUUUUGUAUAAUCUUUAUAAUAAUUUGUACUGGCUUAGGCAUGCAUACAUCCAAGACGGGGUAAAGGGUGAGAACACUUAAAGUGCUGUUGGAUCCAUAUUUACAUCUCUGCUCCAGACCUAAACAGGAUGCCUUCUGACAACAGUUAAGCCUGUCCAACAGGUAGACAAUCUGUAAUGGGAGGCAUCGGUCAUACUCGGGUGUUGCUGUAAGUUGCUGAGUUCAUCCUUACAUUUCUUAAAGGGUGGCAGGUUUAUCUAUUUUUUUUUUUUGCAGAGAGCUGUGCUGAGCGAAAGCAAGUGGAAAGGAAAGAGUGUAACAGUUGGUGUCUGACCACAGGAGGAUACUAAAGGAUAAAAAAAAUCCAAACCCAAACGUCUUCACAGCAUCUAGCCGUCUGAUUUCCCUUUGGUGUCUGGUUUCCCACGUGGAUUACAGCAGGUUAAUGUUUGUACAUCUCCCUGUUUCAGCUCGCUUUUUUUUUUUUUUUUUUUACUUUUAUCAGUAAUCAAGCUUCUGUAGAGCUUAAUGAUAAGCUUCCAAGACAACUCCUGCUUCCAAAUCCGGUGUUUUAGAAGGGACCCAUCUAAAACAAGCAAGUCGGGGUACCUCCAGGACCAGGAUCGGCAAAUAUGGGAUAACAGUGCUCUUGUUGUAUUGAAACAUUGGAUCAGAGCCCCUUACAAGACUGAUGGUGGCUCCGUCCUACUGUUCAGACUUUUCUGUCAAAGGACGCAACUUCAAAACAGAACACUUGGCACAUGCGGGGCCCUGGUAGAUCUGUUUGAAUUAAACUUCAUUUAGACCUUUUUUCCAGUGAACAUUGAGGUAUGAGCUGGGUGACAUCACCACAGGGCACCGUCCCCCAGAUGGACAGGGGUGGCUCAUCGCAGACCAAGUGUGUGAGAGAGAAGUUUGGGAAAGGGACUCGGAUCCAGCUGUGCUGCAGCUCUGGAAAAACCUGCCUCCAUGACUGGUGUAACACACGUUUGCUAUCACUUUGCCACACCUAUUUUCAAACACGCAGGUGUUUAACUGGAGCAUCUCUUCAGUGGGGUUAGCUCCAUGGUGCUGUUACUUUGGGAUCCGUUGAUCCUCUGUCCAGACAGCUGUUGUUUUUUUCUGAACCAGUUCUGAGCCUCACAGGUGAAGGUGAGUGUAGAAAAUGCUCCGUGUUAUUUUUGUAUUCUUCAAAACUGUAGCUUAAUCCAUGCGUUCUAUAUAAACAUAUUGUAAAAGAUUCUAAUUUAGAGUAAAAAAACAUUUUUAAAAGUUGAAGAUUAAGAAAGCAAUACUAAAAGUUUAGAGUUUACCUAAUAAAGGUAAUUGAAAACACUAAA
This is a messenger RNA of Fundulus heteroclitus (mummichog), 9031 nucleotides long. It is a transcript of the gene zswim8, whose product is annotated as zinc finger, SWIM-type containing 8. Bases 1319 to 7171 code for a protein of 1950 amino acids. Gene Ontology annotation, cellular component: Cul2-RING ubiquitin ligase complex. Gene Ontology annotation, molecular function: zinc ion binding. The record is from RefSeq and is a predicted model, not a curated record. The transcript has 26 exons. Lineage: Eukaryota; Metazoa; Chordata; Actinopteri; Cyprinodontiformes; Fundulidae.